Molecule: messenger RNA, 1047 nt
Organism: Lasiosphaeria miniovina
Lineage: Eukaryota; Fungi; Ascomycota; Sordariomycetes; Sordariales; Lasiosphaeriaceae
Exons: 2
Coding region: 100-678 (192 amino acids)
Source: RefSeq, a predicted model, not a curated record
GGGAGGCAUCACUGCGUCCGGCAUCCAAGUGCGAUUCAAAUCUGGCGACCCGACGGAGGGGCCAACAUCAACAACAGACGGCGCGAAUUCUGUGAGUAGAUGAGAAGGAUGAAAAUCUUUCAUACGACAUCUCCUCCCACACCAACAUCAACACCAGUGCAGACGUCAGGUCCCGCGUUUACGCUUCCGACACAGUUGUUCAACUCCCCAAGCAGCACAGCCGCGGCGUCAAGUUCCGGAGGUGUGAGCACGGCAGCGGCGAUUGGCAUUGGCGUGGGCUCCGCGGUCGCCGUACUCCUGGCUGUCAUCUCAAUCGGCACAUUCUUUUACCUGCGGUGGCGAAGGAGGAAACAACAACAACAACAGCAGCAGCAGCAACAACAGCAACAGAUGGUAGUCCCGCCACCAGUGCCUCCCAAGGCGAAAGCGCCCUCGUCAUACCGGGCAAUUCCUCCGCCGUACGAGCUCUCUGAGGAGGUAUCGCCGCGCCUCGAUGGACACCACAUGUCGAAGCAAGGGUUUCCCCGGGGCAGCGUCUUCUCAGGCCGGCCCGCCGAGUUGGAAGCGCAACCGCCGUCGGAAGCAUCGCUCAGGGACAGGGCCUCUCCAGACUCGCAGAGCACCGGGUGGACGGACCGACAGGCAAGAGGCGGUGUCCAGCCCAUGCCAUGGAUCUGAACGGCAAAGUUGAGGCUCUUGCGGCGGCGGAACCUGGCCCGAUUUCCUUUUUAUCUAUUUUACGGCGAGGGCAGGUUGCGGGGGCGGCGGGCGAAGGGCGGGCGGGCAUUUUGUGCGACGGACAAAUGGUCCCUUAGGUUUAGGAUCGGCGCAAAAGGAGAGCUGGAGGCAUUUAUUUUCCGCUUCCUCUGGAGUUAUUUUGGCGACACGAGCAUCUUCAAAACGCACCCACACGUCUCAUGUGGUUCUUCUGGGCAAACUUGGCAUUUCGAUUGCACUCUCUAAUUUUCUUCUCUUCUCUUUUCCGUUGCAUCCUCGGUAAGCAGGACAGUCCAGACAGCAGGACAAUACUAAUGACCAGGCAAAAUU